UCACAGGGGUCCUCACCUGCAGGUUGAACUCGUUGGCUGUCAAAGCUGUCAACAAGUUUGGAAAACUUUGCUGCUAUUCACUUUUCAAAAAAUUGCACCUCAAUUUUACCUUUUUCAACGAUGUGCUGCGAGCAAACAGUGUUCUGCUCGAACUUACAAAACCCGGAAUGGUUCUGCUCCAAGAUCCCGCUGAUUUCAAAUAUUCCGACGCCUCCACGCUUACUCGCACCAGCCGAGGUUGCAGUGGGCAGUCAAGGACCAGCCAUCUCAUCAGGAAGAAAAUGCAGAGUCGGAAAUCACAUCUGGAAGUGCCUUCUGGUUGCCGUACCGCCGGAAAACUUCGAAGAGCUUGCAAAACUUGUCUGUCUGUGCCCUGUCGGCGAGGAAGGGUUAGAUCCGGUUAACAACGAGCUUCUCACCUCAGUCGAGGACAUUGUCCAACUUGAAGCCGCUGCGGAUCAGGAAGAGCUUGAAAUUCCUCUUGGCCGUUGGCGUAAGAGUGCCGUCGAAGCUGGCAAGCAUCAACACUCAGGAAGGCCAGCAGAUCAUACUGGACUAGCAGAUACUGGUGGCGUUGGGCGCCGCUGGCCAGGCACGUCCCGGUUCCUCACUAAAAACGGACUACAAGUGUACACCAAACGGAAUUUGUUAGUGAAUAAAACGCAGAUGUUCCUCCAUGAUGGGUCCAGAAAGGUCUUUCCUAAAUAAACAACACCAAAGCGUCGAUGAACUUCGCUCCGAGGCUGGGGCCAUCGUUGGGAGCCAAACAUUGUCGACAGGUAAACGACUUGUUCCAAGGAUAUUUAAAAUUCAAAUUGUAUAAUCAAACGAGUACCAACAUUCAACCGCUUUGAGAGAGGCAAACCUUCAAUUAGCAUAAUUGGAUGGUACGCUGGAAAGCGAAUAUAAAUUAUGGGUAGCUGCCAUGAAAAUUG
This is a messenger RNA of Culex pipiens pallens (northern house mosquito), 935 nucleotides long. RefSeq lists its product as uncharacterized. The coding region runs from base 121 to 708 and encodes 195 amino acids. The transcript has 2 exons. NCBI's taxonomy places the organism in Eukaryota, Metazoa, Arthropoda, Insecta, Diptera, Culicidae. The record is from RefSeq and is a predicted model, not a curated record.